This is a messenger RNA of Arabidopsis thaliana (thale cress), 793 nucleotides long. RefSeq names its product Class I glutamine amidotransferase-like superfamily protein. NCBI's taxonomy places the organism in Eukaryota, Viridiplantae, Streptophyta, Magnoliopsida, Brassicales, Brassicaceae. Gene Ontology annotation, biological process: glucosinolate metabolic process. The record is from RefSeq and is marked reviewed. The coding region runs from base 24 to 779 and encodes 251 amino acids. The transcript has 3 exons. Gene Ontology annotation, cellular component: cytosol. Gene Ontology annotation, molecular function: peptidase activity.
CAACAACAACAACAACAACAAAAAUGGUUAAUGAGCAAAAGAGAUUUGCUUUGUUUCUUGCUACGAGCGAUUCAACGUUCGUGAAGAAAGCGUAUGGAGGCUAUUUCAACGUGUUUGUUUCGACUUUUGGUGAAGAUGGUGAGCAAUGGGAUCUGUUUCGAGUGAUCGACGGCGAGUUUCCUGACGAUAAGGAUCUGGAUAAGUACGAUGGUUUUGUUAUUAGUGGAAGCCUUAACGAUGCUUUUGGUGAUGAUGAUUGGAUCGUUAAGCUUUGUUCUCUUUGCCAAAAGCUUGACGACAUGAAGAAGAAGGUUCUUGGUAUCUGCUUUGGCCACCAGAUACUAAGUAGAAUCAAAGGAGGGAAAGUCGGAAGGGCGAGUAGAGGUUUGGAUAUGGGACUAAGAAGCAUAACAAUGGUUACAGACGCGGUGAAGCCAGGUGGUUACUUUGGAAGCCAGAUUCCGAAAUCACUAGCCAUUAUAAAAUGCCAUCAAGAUGAAGUUCUUGAACUCCCUGAAUCAGCCACAUUGCUUGCUUAUUCAGACAAAUACAACGUUGAGAUGUGUUCGUAUGGAAACCACUUGCUAGGCAUCCAAGGCCAUCCUGAGUACAACAAAGAGAUUCUUUUCGAGAUCAUUGAUCGUGUCGUCAAUUUGAAGUUGAUGGAGCAAGAUUUUGCGGAUAAGGCGAAGGCAACGAUGGAAAACGCGGAACCAGAUCGGAAGCAAUGGCAGACUCUCUGCAAAAACUUUCUCAAAGGAAGAUCCGAGCAAGUUUAAACAAUGAACAAAAC